Podarcis raffonei (Aeolian wall lizard) is the source of this 1644-nucleotide messenger RNA. RefSeq names its product solute carrier family 17 member 9 (gene SLC17A9). Lineage: Eukaryota; Metazoa; Chordata; Lepidosauria; Squamata; Lacertidae. Gene Ontology annotation, molecular function: transmembrane transporter activity. Gene Ontology annotation, biological process: transmembrane transport. The record is from RefSeq and is a predicted model, not a curated record. The coding region runs from base 135 to 1520 and encodes 461 amino acids. The transcript has 13 exons.
UUCCCCGGGGGCGGGUGUCACCAUCUGUUCGCUGUCAUCCAGUUGCUUCGUAGAUUUCGGCAGCGGCGACAAGCCGUUGUACAAGAGGACUUUUGCCUUGUACUGAUUAUUAUUUUUAAAAAAUAAAAAGUUGAAUGGCCCUGAGUGUCAGUGAAAAUGGAGCGCAGGUGUGCGGGGCUGAUCUGCACUCUCUUCAUCAUCACAAGCAGCAGCUGAAGACCACGGAGGAGGGCAUGAAAAAGGAUGGCGCUGAUUCUUAUUGGUCCAGGCCUGAAUCUCGAAUAUGGACCAUAGCGUUGCUACUUGGGACCUGCCUGCUCUACUGCACGAGGGUCGCGCUGCCCAUCUCUGUUGCCGCCAUGAGCGCUCACUUUGACUGGGACAAGAGGCAGUCAGGCAUCGUGCUGAGCAGCUUCUUCUGGGGCUACUGUCUGACCCAAAUCGUCGGAGGCCACCUGAGCGAUCGGAUAGGAGGAGAGAAAGUUAUCCUUCUCUCUGCAUCCGUCUGGGGCUCCAUCACGGCCAUCACCCCUCUGCUCACCUAUGUCGGCUCUGCUCACCUGGUUCUCAUCGCUUUCUCCCGGUUCCUUAUGGGCUUACUGCAAGGGGUUUACUUUCCUGCCUUGGCAAGCCUGUUUUCCCGGAAAGUGCGGGAGAACGAAAGGGCAUUCACAUACAGCACGGUUGGGACAGGAUCUCAGUUUGGGACGCUGGUGAUGGGGGCCGCCGGGUCCCUGCUUCUCGACUGGUAUGGCUGGAAGAGCGUCUUCUACUUCUCGGGGGCCCUGACAUUGCUGUGGGUUUACUGCAUGCGCAAAUACCUCGUGAAUGGAAAGGAACUCAUCAUCCCUUUGGAAGACUUAGCAAAGGGCCUCUCCUUAUCCAAACAGACCAAAGUGCCUUGGAAACAGAUAUUCAAAAAGGCCCCUGUAUGGGCAGUGAUCACAGCUCAACUGUGUGCGGCCGGCUCCUUUUUCACCCUCCUCUCCUGGCUUCCGACUUUCUUCAAGGAGACUUUUCCUGAUUCCAAAGGGUGGGUAUUUAAUGUUGUGCCUUGGCUGGUGGCAAUCCCGACAAGCUUGUUCAGCGGAUUCCUUUCUGACCAGUUUAUCAAUCAAGGAUAUAAAGCAAUCACUGUCCGUAAGUUCAUGCAGGUCGUCGGCUCAGGGGUUUCCAGCAUGUUUGCCCUGUGCAUAGGUCACACCAACAGCUUCUGCCGUGCGGUUGUUUUUGCGUCGGCCUGCGUGGGACUACAGGCCUUCAACCACAGUGGCAUCUCAGUCAAUAUACAAGACCUGGCUCCUUCGUGUGCUGGCUUGCUGUUUGGUGUGGCAAAUACCGGUGGGGCCUUAUUAGGUGUUGUUUGUGUGUACCUAGCCGGACAUCUGAUCGAAAUCACUGGUUCAUGGGUAUCUGUUUUCAAUCUUGUGGCAGCAGUAAACGCCUUUGGACUUUGCACUUUCCUCAUCUUUGGGAAAGCUCACAGAGUGGACACAGACUCUGCUUUUGUAGAACUGUAGGGACCAAGAUUUAGACAGGACACAAAGUCUGGAAUGGGAGAACGCAGAAUUUAAACAGGACACCGAGAUAGUUUUUAUGGAUGAAGAAAUGGAUGAAGAAUGAACGAAGAAAUUGACAAAUGGA